AUGGACCCAUUAUCGAUCGUCGGUGCAGUCGGGUCGAUACUGGGAAUCAUUGACCUGGCGACCCGAAGCAUCAAGGCCUUGACCGACUUACAAGGCCGCUAUACGAGUAUCGGUCUCAGAGCAAGAGUCCUAAUAGGGCAAUUAUCGACUCUAAAUGCAGCCCUUGGCCAGAUCAAACAAAUCCUCGAUCUUCUUGGUCCAGGAAGCCCGAUCGGAGAAGAUUCACAAAUUUCGGCAAUUCUGUCGGUUCUGGAUCAACGACUGUCUCGGAUGCAGCAAGGCCAUCUCACGAUGCGGGAAAAGACCGGCAUUUUGUGGCAUGAGAAAGAAACUACUGAUUUCCAAUCCCUGUUGAACAACCAGGUCAAUGCGUUGAAUCUUCUUCUAACCGCGCUUCAGUGCAAGUCUAUCAUUGAACAGAGCCUAUUCCUGCAGAGGUCAGAGAGUCGGGUGGUGUUCGACCGCAUUAAAGAUGAUACCUCGUCCUUACUCUGGUUAAGAGACUCGGACUCGGAGACGACCAAGAAAAGCACCGUUGCAGAAGACUUAAGCUUAAUAGAAACAAGAUUUGCCUUCGACUCAGACCUCUUCAGUUCGAGGGUUUAUUGCUCGGCAGCCAGAUCCACCAUGGUACAUGCGCUGAAAGGAACCACAGUAAAGCCUUCAAAUGAAGAGGGUAGUAUCGUGCCUGACGAUAAUGCCACGGAGGGAGCAUUCUCCAUUCUGAGCAAUGAAGAAGCCAUCAGCAUUUGGGAACCUAUGGAAUACAGACCAGAUCAGGAACACCCCACCCACAGUAUCAAUGCAGGGCGAGCAUGGGGUCUGAUAAAAGGACUAAGCCGGCCCCGCACUGCUCCCAGCUUGGUCUCAAACAUGUUGCCUACCAGAAGACGAAGCCGGGCUACAAAUUCUCUUACUGUGAGACAAGCAAAAACAAGUAGUCAGUGGCUCUCCUCAAUAGCUCUGCGGGGCCUAUGGGGGCGAGAAGCAUCACCCGAUCCUUGUGCUGGAAAUAACUCUUUAGAAGCGACUCAUGUGGCAACUAUCCCCCAAAGAGUCCUCUUUCUCGGAUCUUCCAAAACCGGGAAGUCUACGGCAAUGAAUGUGUUGAACCUUCUCGCCGGGUGUCCCUCGGAUGUUUCUCAGCUAUUUCCGUCUAGACUUACUAUCCUUGAGUCAAUCAACGACCAAUUGCGCCAGAUCCUUGAUGAUGGAGAAGGAUUCGCUUGUGCCGGAGGCAGUGGUGAUGGGGAAUACGCAGCAAUGUGCAGUGUCUCCGAUUAUGUCACUCAGCUGCUAGAAACGAUGCAUAAGAUGUCUAUCCAGCGACGACAGGCCACAAUGGCCGACAUAGGAAUCACCAUGGCGCGGUAUACCAACGGGCCGUCUGAGGUGAUAUUCUGUGAUGCCUCAGGGAGUCUUAUGGAAAGAAGAAACUGGUACCUCGUAUUUGGUGCAGCAACAAAGGUCCUGUACUUUGUAGAUGCAGGAUCGUACGACCAGCUUUUAACGGAAGAUAAUACCAUAAACCGUCUAAUAGAUGAUUUGACGCUGUUCCAGCUCAUAUGCUCAUAUGAAGCGCUCAGUCAUGUGGAGAUAGUUCUGUUUAUUCAUAAGAUGGAUAAGCUAGAACGCAAGCUAAGGACAAGGCCGUUUCCUUGGAGAGGCUUUGAACAGUGGGGAACGUUUAGUGGAGACCCCCAGUCAGUUGACGAUGUCAGGGAUUAUCUCUAUAACGCCUUCUCGACCAUUGCGCAAGAGUCUAGCCGCUCUAUCUCGGUCACAUUCACCAGCUUGAAGAAACCUGAAGAAUUUGGCAAGACGGUCUUGUCAUAUGCCUCGUCCCUCGUUACCAUGGUGUGA
Molecule: messenger RNA, 1863 nt
Organism: Aspergillus caelatus
Lineage: Eukaryota; Fungi; Ascomycota; Eurotiomycetes; Eurotiales; Aspergillaceae
Product: G-protein alpha subunit-domain-containing protein
Exons: 4
Coding region: 1-1863 (620 amino acids)
Biological process (GO): adenylate cyclase-modulating G protein-coupled receptor signaling pathway
Cellular component (GO): heterotrimeric G-protein complex
Molecular function (GO): GTPase activity; G protein-coupled receptor binding; guanyl nucleotide binding
Source: RefSeq, a predicted model, not a curated record